Molecule: messenger RNA, 1365 nt
Organism: Diaporthe citri
Lineage: Eukaryota; Fungi; Ascomycota; Sordariomycetes; Diaporthales; Diaporthaceae
Exons: 1
Coding region: 1-1365 (454 amino acids)
Biological process (GO): transmembrane transport
Molecular function (GO): transmembrane transporter activity
Source: RefSeq, a predicted model, not a curated record
AUGGAACAAAACAAACGCACCGCCUCGGACUCUCCAUCCGAUCCACCCUCUGCUGGCGAGAAUGCUAGCGAGAAGCAAGACAAAACUGCCGAGGCAAGCAAGGCGGCUGAAGCCCGAGAAGAAGUCUCCCCGCAGGACAUACACGGGCUGAAAUGGGCCUUCUCAUGCGCGGCCCUGCUCUCCUCCAUCUUCCUGUACGCCUUCGACUGCACCGUCGUUGCCGACAUCCAGUCCAGCAUCAUCGCCGAGUGGGGGGCGAUAGACGAGCUGCCGUGGCUCAGCAACGGGCUCGUCAUGCCGGCCACCGCCUUCGUGAUGCCGUGGGGCCGCCUGUAUGGCCAAUUCAACGCCAAAGUCCUCUACCUAACCUGCGUGCUUCUCUUCGAGGUGGGCUCGGCCCUCUGCGGCGCCGCGCCUAAUGUCGACGCCCUGAUCGUCGGCAGGGCCAUCGCUGCCGUCGGCGGCGCGGGUAUAUAUAUGGGUGUCAUGACACUCAUCGCCGCCACCACCACCAUAAGGGAGCGGCCCUUCUAUGUCGGCCUCACUGGUCUCACGUGGGGAAUCGGUAUUGUGCUCGGUCCUGUUAUCGGAGGCGCCUUCAGUAUAUCCGCUGUCGGAUGGCGCUGGGUAUUCUAUAUCAACCUCCUCGUGGCCGUCCCAGCGGUGCCAGCCUACGUCUUCCUACUGCCCAACCACAUCGAUCCCAGACCGGAGAUAACCUCGUUGCGCGCCCGCUUUGCAGAGAUUGACUACGUAGAAAAAGUCCUCCUCAUCGGCGGCCUCGUCAGUUUCAUCCUCGCCAUGAACUGGGGUGGCGUCGUCUACCCCUGGGACUCCGGCCAGGCGAUUGAGUGCUUUUGCGCAUCCGGUGUGCUAUUCAUCGUCCUCGCCGUCCAGCAGGUCCGCAACAUCGCUACAACCCCAGCCCGUCGCAUCAUCCCCGUACAGAUCCUCAGUAACCACGCCGUCCUGAUGCUCGUCGCCUGCUGCGCGUCAGCCGGUGCCACCGCCUUCGUGCCCAUCUACUUCAUCCCGACCUUCUUCCAGUUCACAAGGGGGGAUUCGCCGCUAGACGCAGGCGUGCGCCUCCUCCCAUUCAUUGUGGUUAUGGUCGUCUUCAUCAUCAUCAACGGCAGUCUGAUGGGGAAGCUCGGGUACUACACGCCCUGGUUUACGGCCGGCGGCCUGCUCGCUUUGACGGGCGCGGCGCUCGUGUACACGGUGCGCGCGGACACUUCUCUGGCACGAAUCUAUGGGUACACGGUCAUCCUCGGAUCCGGGGUCGGCAUGUGGCUGCAGGCUUCUUUGUUCGUACGAGGUUCCGCUACUCUGGACUUCUAUGCCAGAAAAACAACGAAGGGUUGA